AUGCAUGUUGUGGAACCUGAACGUUUUCCUGUCUCUCCAAAAGCGGUAUAUAAACCUGCCGCACAUACGUUACCUGAAGCUCUCGCCUUCGAGUCUGAACUGGGCGUUGAGAAUCUCGUAUUCGUGCAACCGUCGGUUUAUGGCACAGACAAUUCAUGUUUGUUAGAUGCGUUGAGAAGACUCGGACCCUCGCGCGGCCGGGCAGUUGUUGUGGUUGACCCUGCCACUAUUAGACCGGAGACUCUAAACGAAUGGCAUGCUCUUGGAGUUCGUGGACUGAGAAUAAAUCUUCAGUCUGUAGGCAAAUUGAUGGACAAGGCCGAGUUGGAAGAGACCUUACUCCAGCAUGCUAAGCUUGCCCGACCUCGCAACUGGAUCGUCGAGAUAUAUCUUCCCCUCACAAUGGUCUCGAUGGUCGAGUCAAUCCUCCCGCAACUAGGCGUGCGCAUCUGCAUCGAUCAUUUUGGCAGCCCCGAGCUCGCGCCAUGGGACGAUGAUGCUCCGGAUUUUAACCCCUACACCCUGCAAGGAUUCUCGUCCUUGAUCUCUCUGCUUCGCGACGGUAAGACCUACGUUAAGAUGUCUGCACCGUAUCGACUCAGCAAAGACCAUCAAAUGCGUGAUCUUCAGGCCAUGGCACGCGAGUUCUUGUCUGUUGCACCUAAUCGGGUUAUCUACGCCACUGACUGGCCGCACACUCGAUUUUCCCGUGUUGAUAUCAGCCAAUUUACUGAAUGUUGUUUGGAAUUGUGUGCGGCAAAGCCGGGGCUAGCGGAGCGUCUCUUUCGCAGAAAUACCGAGGAAAUGCUUGGGGUAGUCUCCGAUUGA
Messenger RNA from Penicillium digitatum Pd1, 828 nucleotides. Its product is annotated as putative TIM barrel metal-dependent hydrolase. The record is from RefSeq and is a predicted model, not a curated record. Gene Ontology annotation, molecular function: hydrolase activity. Lineage: Eukaryota; Fungi; Ascomycota; Eurotiomycetes; Eurotiales; Aspergillaceae.